This is a messenger RNA of Penicillium diatomitis, 5526 nucleotides long. RefSeq names its product formin sepA. The transcript has 3 exons. Gene Ontology annotation, biological process: actin filament bundle assembly; barbed-end actin filament capping; mitotic actomyosin contractile ring assembly. NCBI's taxonomy places the organism in Eukaryota, Fungi, Ascomycota, Eurotiomycetes, Eurotiales, Aspergillaceae. Gene Ontology annotation, molecular function: small GTPase binding; actin binding. Gene Ontology annotation, cellular component: cell division site; mating projection tip. The record is from RefSeq and is a predicted model, not a curated record. Bases 1 to 5526 code for a protein of 1841 amino acids.
AUGCCCACGGGGCCACCCGCCGACAAGUCCAGGCAAACGUCCGCUGGAAAGUCCUUUUUCGGCAGGAAAUUGUACAAGGAGAGACCGACGGAUGAUCGCGCCUCGGAGGGGUAUGGAGGCUCCUAUGAUAGUCUGGCGCCGCCGGGCAGUGCGCCGGGGUCCCGAUCAUCCCGAUACUCAAAGCGCUCCUCAAUACAAUCGGUGGACACGCAUGGCGAUCCAGACUCGUCUUCGUUCCCGUCCAUGUUCGCUGGCGGAAUCACCUCGAUGCCCUACGACAGUAUGCCCUCCGACACGAGAACGCCGAUUCCAAUCGACAACUAUCCCCGUCCCGAGUCGUCCAGCUCCCGACUUGAACCCUCCUCCGGCAGUUAUGGCAAGCCCGGCGGUGACUUUCACUACCAUCACCCGACGUGGACCUCAUCUUCCUCUGCGCCCAACGCGCCCCCUAACGGCUACAACCCUUCACAUCCCCCUUCAGGGCCCCGCCCCCCUCCUCAUUCCUCGGGCAUGACCAUGACCAGCAGUUCAUCUGGAGACCGCGGCACACGAUACCAACAAUGGGGCCGGCCUGGUAGCUCCGCCGCCAAUCACUCCAUCGAUUCUUCAUCCAACUCGCGCACUUCCCUCGACCAGACCAGUCUGUACUCCUCACAGUCAUCCAAUACUCGGAGCUCGACAUAUUUAUCCUCCUCCGACGGCUCCUCCCGCACCCUCACCCCGUCCCACUCGGGUGACCGUGUCACCAUGUUCCCCGGUAGCAACAGCUCCGGGAGGCUGUCCAGCGCUGCCUCAAUUCAUUCCAGUAUCCCCGCGGCGGUGCCCCGCCCUGACAAUUUCUUGACUCGACCCCGAGAUGAUCGGGUGGUCGACCAGCUGUUUCUAGAACUCAUGCAGAAGCGCGGUUGGCAAAAUCUACCUGAACAGGCCAAACGACAGAUGCUAUCAUACCCAGCUUCGAAAAAGUGGACCUUGGUGCACCAGGAUCGUUUGACGGAGUUGCAGGGCGAGCAGAAGCGCCGCCAAAAUGCCCGCCAAACCCAUGGCCAUGAUGGACUCUCGGGUUUACUGGAGCGUGCCGAUGAGGAAGGUAGUCCGGAGUGGUAUGUCAAAAAGGUCAUGGAUGAUACAAUCACCUCCAAACAGCUGGCAAGUCUCAGCGUUAGUCUUCGGACGCAACCAAUCAGCUGGGUGAAAGCCUUCGUAGAGGCGCAGGGUCAGGUGGCUCUUACCAAUGUUCUUCAGAAGAUCAAUCGUCGCAAGGCCUCGGGUCCCAUGCCAGCUCCGCCCACGGGCGACAAGGACCUUGACCGGGAGUAUGACAUUGCAAAAUGUUUGAAGGGUCUGAUGAACAACAAGUACGGUGCCGAUGAUGCGCUUGAGCACCAAGGUGUUCUUGUCGCCCUGGUCAAUUCGCUCUCCUCCCCACGGCUCAAUACUCGGAAACUGGUGAGCGAAGUCCUCACCUUCCUGUGUCACUGGGCCGAAGGCAGAGGCCACCAAAAGGUCCUCCAGGCUAUGGACAAAGUCAAGCAUGAUCAUAACGAGACUGGUCGCUUUGAUGCGUGGAUGCGCAUCACCGAAGUCACCAUCGAUGGCCGUGGCAAGAUGGGCAGUCUGGUUGGUGCGAGUGAAGAGUAUCGUAGUGGAGGUAUUGGCAUGGAGAAUGCUCUCAUGGAGUAUGCGGUCUCAACGAUGAUCCUCAUCAAUAUGCUGGUCGACGGCGCUGAAAACGACCUGGAAUUGCGAUGCCACAUCCGUGCUCAGUUUAUCUCAUGCGGUGUCAAGCGGCUGCUUACCAAGAUGGAGGGCUUCCAAUAUGAAGUCAUUGACAAACAGAUUGAGCGCUUCCGGGAGAAUGAGGCUAUUGACUACGAGGAUCUGCUCCAGCGGGAGGGAAGUAGCAUGAAAGACAGUGUCGAGGGCGAAGUCAAAGAUAUGAGCGAUCCGCUUCAAAUCGCCGACGCCAUUUCCACCAAGAUCAAUGGGACUCGUUCUCAUGACUACUUCCUUUCGGCGAUGCAGCACAUGCUGCUAAUCCGGGAGAAUUCUGGGGAAGAGGGGUUACGGAUGUUCCAGCUCGUGGAUGCGAUGAUGAGCUACGUUGCAAUGGAUCGCAGGUUGCCCGACAUGGAUCUCCGCCAGGGGUUGAACUUCACCGUGCAGAGUCUGCUCGACCGGCUCCAUACAGAUGCCGAGGCCAGGCAAGUCUACGAUGAAGCACUGGAGGCACGCCAGAUCGCCGAAGCCGCUAUCGCGGAGCGCGAUGAGAUGAAAUCCCAGGUGGAGAUGGGCGCAGAGGGCCUUGUCAGGAAACUUCAGAAACAAAUCGACGAACAAGCUGGGAUCAUUGACCUCCAAAGUCGCCAGAUGGAAUCCCUCAAAGCCGAGGUCGCUGAAGUACAACGUCUGCGCGCCCAGGAACUGCAGCGUAACGAGCUCGAGACCCGCGAGCUCUACCUGAUGCUUCGAGAUGCUCAGGAUAUUGCUGCCUCGAAUGCUCGAAAGCAAGCCAAUGCGUCCGAACCUGGGCCUGCCGACCCAUCGCAAUUACCUGGAAUCAUGGAUCGCGAGCGUCUCAUGGAACGUCUCGAACGUCAACUGGAGCGAACCAAGACGCAAUUCAAACUCGAGGGCAAGGUCUGGGGUCAGCAUGGACCUUCUGAUCGUCUGCGCGAGCUACGCGAGAGGAUGGAGGGCGAUGGCGACGAGAGCGAGGACUUUGUCGAGUCGACUCGUCGCAAUCUGGACCCUAGCUCCCUCGGGUCUGUUUAUCGGAAGCGCAGCCAUGUCCCUGACGUGGAGAAUGGCCCUGGGGACCUCCCCAUGUCUCCGCUGGACGAGGAGGAAGAGGCCGUGUUCGAAAAACCCCGCUUGAUUCAGUACCAGCGCCCACGGUUGAAUCCAGCCCAGGCGAAUGGCCUUUUAGGCGAGAUUACGUCCAAGGUGCCCAAAUUUGAUGGUGACGAAGAGGAUGUGGCUUCGGAUGCUGGUGUCGCUGCAGUUCCGACUCUCGUCGAAGGUGCCGCGGCCGAAUCCACUGGUGCUCCAGGUAUCGAAGCUGCGUCGAAGGCCCUGCCACUACCUCCCCCUCCGCCACCACCACCACCACCUGCUCCAGGCGGCGCAAAGCUUGUUGUUCCUCCCCCUCCUCCCCCUCCUCCUCCAGGCGGAGCGCAGUCAACUCCUCCCCUUCCACCACCUCCACCCCCUCCCCCAGGCGGCAACCUUGCAGUUCCACCUCCGCCUCCCCCUCCCGGCGGUGCCAAGGUUGCUGGUCUUCCUCCUCCACCACCACCACCUCCCGGUGGAAAGGUUGGUAUUCCACCUCCGCCGCCGCCUCCUGGUGGUGGCAUUGGAACUCUUCCACCACCUCCUCCCCCCGGUGGUGGUGUUGGACUGCCUCCCCCACCACCUCCUGGAGCUGGUGGCUUCCCCCCACCUCCACCACCUCCCAGUGCUCCAUUGGGUGCUGGCUGGCGGCCUACAUAUAUGGUCCAAGAUGGCAUGUCACCUACGAUCACCGGUAUGCCAUCCAUUCGGCCUAAGAAGAAGCUCAAGGCUUUGCAUUGGGAUAAGGUGGACACACCACAGGUCACGGUCUGGGCUGCUCACGCUCCCACUCAACAAGAAAAAGAGCAAAAAUACACGGACCUCGCCAAGAAGGGCGUCCUGGAUGAAGUCGAGCGUCUCUUCAUGGCCAAGGAAACGAAGAUUUUCGGAGCGGGCGCCACCUCGAAGACGCGCAAGGACAAGAAACAGAUCAUUUCUAACGAUCUAUCCAAAAACUUCCAGAUCGCCUUGUCUAAGUUUUCCCAGCUACCGGUUGACGAUGUUACCCGCAUGAUUAUUCACUGUGACAAAGACAUUCUAGACAACAUGGUUGUAAUGGAUUUCUUACAGCGCGACGAGAUGUGCUCUAUCCCUGAGAAUGUGGGCAAGCUUUUGGCCCCAUAUAGUCGGGAUUGGACGGUUCCCGGUGCCGCCAGCUCUGAGCGGGAGCAAGAUCCGACUGAACUCACACGUGAAGAUCAAAUUUACCUCGCAACUGCAUUCGAACUAAACCAUUACUGGAAGGCGCGUAUGAGAGCCCUCUCGCUGACCCGGUCGUACGAGCACGAAUACGAGGAUAUCUCGACCAAGUUGCAAGAAGUGGUCCGAGUGAGCGAGACUCUCCGCGAUUCGGUGUCUUUGAUGAAUGUCCUCGGGUUGAUCCUGGAUAUUGGUAACUUUAUGAACGACGCGAAUAAGCAAGCGCAGGGUUUCAAGCUCAGUUCGCUUGCACGUCUCGGCAUGGUCAAGGACGACAAAAACGAGACAACCUUUGCUGAUCUAGUCGAACGAAUCGUUCGCAACCAGUACCCUGAAUGGGAGGGCUUUAGUGAGGAGAUCAGCGGUGUGGUCGGACUGCAGAAAGUCAGUGUCGAUCAGCUGCGCUCAGAUUCAAUCAAAUACAUCAGCAACAUCAAAAACGUGCAGGCAAGCCUGGAUGCCGGCAAUCUGAGCGAUCCGAAGAAAUUCCAUCCUCAAGACCGGGUCAGCCAGGUUGUCCAGCGCAGCAUGAAAGACGCUCGUCGCAAGGCUGAGCAGCUGCAGCUGUACCUGGAUGCGAUGAAUAAAUCCUACGAUGACAUUAUGGUGUUCUACGGAGAGGACAGCGCCGACGAGAACGCAAGACGUGACUUUUUCGCGAAGCUGGCUUCAUUCUUGAUGGAAUGGAAGAAAUCUCGGGAGAAGAAUAUCGGCUUGGAAGAGUCAAGGAAACGCACCGAGGCUUCUUUGGCUCGUAAGCGGAUCAAUGUCAACCUUGCCAACGGCGCUGGCACCGAGUCACCCAAUUCGCCUGCCACGAGUGGAGCAAUGGAUUCAUUGCUCGAGAAGCUGCGAGCCGCCGCGCCCCAGACUAAGGACGUGCGAGACCGUCGUCGCCGCGCCCGUCUGAAGGAGCGUCAUCAAAUUCGUGUCGCCUCUGGUCAGAAAGUGCCCGAUUUCGCUAGCAUCGAUGCCAGAGGCGAGGGGUCAGAAGCACCUGCCGACUCAUCUGCCCAAACAGACGAGAAUGGUCUACUGAGCCCACCCUUGCCUGAUGAACCCACCGAUAGCAGCAAAGAAACGCAAGUCUCAGAAGGCGAGGAUGUCGCUGAUCGUGCAGCCAGCAUGCUCCUUGGCUUGAGAAGUAACUCUGACGCAAAUGGCGAGCGUCCACGUCGCAGGAGGGAAAGUGCCGAGGAGGAGCGUCGGCAACGUCGGUUAAGGAGAAGGAAUGGCGGUACAAGCGUUAGCAAGGACAGCGCAGACGGUGCGGCGCCUGGUCUUGCAACUGUCAAGGAGCCAGCGUCGCCCACUUUGACGGAUCACACCGGCGGCGCGGAGGAGCACUCCUUGCUGAGUCCCCAGCAAGAAGAAUUCAAGCUCUCCGGUACGCCGGAGAUUGUUGUCUCUGACCAGAAUGACGACGCUGUUCCGGAGAAGGACUCACGACCUGAUGGAUCCUCAUCAACCCUGGCGAUCGAAGUGUCGGAUUGA